CCGGGUGUUUUUCUUCUUUUUUAAUUUGACCCUUUUAGCUUCCCCGGCCUUCGACUUCCCCUCUCGCGGCCCCUCUCGACUCUUCCAUCAGCGCCCAUCGAAAUCGUUCGACCGCCCCGCUCCGGCAUCCAUGGCUCGUCUGCUCGCGGCGCGAGCCCUUACGCUGGCCCGCCCCUCGGCGGCGCCAUCCGCCCUCCGCUUCUGCCUCUGCCGCUCCCGUGCGCUGUCGGACAAGGUGGACUUCGUCGAGAUCGACCUAUCCGAGGAGUCCCCUUCCUCUUCAUCCGGAGGGGGAGACGCGGGCGACUCCGCCACGGGUCAGGCGAAGAUGGGGUCGCGGCGCCUGGAGGACGCCAUCCAUGGGGUGCUCGUGCGCCGGGCGGCGCCUGAAUGGCUCCCCUUCGUGCCGGGGGCAUCCUACUGGGUCCCGCCGUUGCCGCGGCCGCUCGGGGUGGCGAACCUCCUCGGCGCGGCAUUAUACACCUCGAGGGGCGAGGCGGCGAUGACGGAGGAGGAGGCGUUGAGCUUCACUACCGUGCGGGGUUGGCCAUCUGCGGCGUACUUUGUGGGAGGGAAAUUCCCGCCGCCAGUGAAGAAAUCAUGGAAAGAUGCUACUAAAACUGAUGAUGAUGAAAGCUAAUCCUAUAAUGCUUCACCUGGGGCUCCUACUGAAGAGGCAGCUCGGGGUUGUGAAGUUCCUCUGAUGAUUGUAGAUAUAGACAACUAGGGAGCCCUGCAAUAAUGAAACCCCCCAAGCAUCUUUGGAUGGUGUGGUACUGUGGUCAGAGCUGGUAAAAUGACACUGGUUCGAUAUUAUGUAUUUGGCAGAACCUGGUGCACUAGCACUGGGACAUGUUGGGUGUAUGGUCCACGGAAGCCGUGGCGCUUGAUGUAAUAGUGUUUGUACCAUGUUUUUCGUUUUGAAUAAAAGCAUGCGCUAGGCUGAACACUUGUGGCACAUGACAGCUCUUGGUGUGUAACCACAGUUUUGGCUGGGGGUCUUCCUAGUUCCAACUAAGGCGUGUGCUAAGAAAAGUUCCAGCUA
This is a messenger RNA of Sorghum bicolor (sorghum), 1045 nucleotides long. RefSeq lists its product as uncharacterized. The coding region runs from base 131 to 640 and encodes 169 amino acids. The record is from RefSeq and is a predicted model, not a curated record. Lineage: Eukaryota; Viridiplantae; Streptophyta; Magnoliopsida; Poales; Poaceae. The transcript has 3 exons.